UGACUACGAUUGUUUCUAAUGUUCAUAAUAUGAAGACUGAAUUGAUAUUUUUUGCACAUAUUUAAAAAUAAAUGUUGCUUAAUAAAAUAGAAUAAUAUGACUUUGUUGACGGAAUCGAAGUCACAAAAAGAAGAAAUUGAUGAUCCUCUUGAACGUAUGCUAAAACAAACUGGAUGUAUUGAGCUACAUUAUCAAGUUGCGGAAUGUAUUGCUGAAACACAAGAUUGGCGAAAAUGUCAAGAUCAAGUUCAAAAGUUUAAAGUUUGUAUGGAAAAGUAUAGAAAAUCACGAGAAGAGCUUUAUAAAUAAGUAGUCAAUUGUUUGUUACAAUACAGAGAU
Molecule: messenger RNA, 339 nt
Organism: Chelonus insularis
Lineage: Eukaryota; Metazoa; Arthropoda; Insecta; Hymenoptera; Braconidae
Product: cytochrome c oxidase assembly factor 4 homolog, mitochondrial
Exons: 2
Coding region: 97-309 (70 amino acids)
Biological process (GO): mitochondrial respiratory chain complex IV assembly
Cellular component (GO): mitochondrial intermembrane space
Source: RefSeq, a predicted model, not a curated record